Chrysochloris asiatica (Cape golden mole) is the source of this 1331-nucleotide messenger RNA. It is a transcript of the gene CNOT7, whose product is annotated as CCR4-NOT transcription complex, subunit 7. Gene Ontology annotation, cellular component: P-body; CCR4-NOT core complex; CCR4-NOT complex. Gene Ontology annotation, molecular function: nucleic acid binding; poly(A)-specific ribonuclease activity. Lineage: Eukaryota; Metazoa; Chordata; Mammalia; Afrosoricida; Chrysochloridae. The record is from RefSeq and is a predicted model, not a curated record. Bases 288 to 1145 code for a protein of 285 amino acids. The transcript is spliced from 7 exons.
AUCCGGCGCCCCUGUGAGGACGUGCAAGAAGCGACGGCGCAGCGCGGUGCGGCGUAGCUCCGGCUCCCCUUUUCCCCUUGCUGGGUGAGAGGUGUCUAUGGGGCACCCGCUGCCGCCGCCGCUACCGCCACUGCCGCCGGGUGCUGUAUCUAUGGCGAGGAGGAAGAGGUGGAGCGCGAGCUCAGCGACACAAGUACACAAAUAAAGGAUAAAGUAUUUUAUGAAACAAAUCUUCAAUCAAGUAUAACAUUUUGAUGCUUGGCAUCUAGACGCCUUGUGCCCUCACUAUGCCAGCAGCAACUGUAGAUCAUAGCCAAAGAAUUUGUGAAGUUUGGGCUUGCAACUUGGAUGAAGAGAUGAAGAAAAUUCGUCAAGUUAUCCGAAAAUAUAAUUACGUUGCUAUGGACACCGAGUUUCCAGGUGUGGUUGCAAGACCCAUUGGCGAAUUCAGGAGUAAUGCUGACUAUCAGUACCAACUAUUGCGGUGUAAUGUAGACUUGUUAAAGAUAAUUCAGCUAGGACUGACAUUUAUGAACGAACAAGGAGAAUACCCUCCAGGAACUUCAACAUGGCAGUUUAAUUUUAAAUUUAAUUUGACGGAGGACAUGUAUGCCCAGGACUCUAUAGAGCUACUAACAACAUCCGGUAUCCAGUUUAAAAAACAUGAGGAGGAAGGAAUUGAGACCCAAUACUUUGCAGAACUUCUUAUGACAUCUGGAGUAGUCCUCUGUGAAGGGGUCAAAUGGUUAUCAUUUCAUAGUGGUUAUGACUUUGGCUAUUUAAUCAAAAUCCUGACCAACUCUAACUUGCCUGAAGAAGAACUUGACUUCUUUGAGAUCCUUCGAUUAUUUUUUCCUGUCAUAUAUGAUGUGAAGUACCUCAUGAAGAGCUGCAAAAAUCUCAAAGGUGGAUUACAAGAAGUUGCUGAGCAGUUAGAGUUGGAACGGAUCGGACCACAACAUCAGGCAGGAUCUGAUUCAUUGCUUACAGGAAUGGCCUUUUUCAAAAUGAGAGAAAUGUUCUUUGAAGAUCAUAUUGAUGAUGCCAAAUAUUGUGGUCAUUUGUAUGGCCUUGGUUCUGGUUCAUCCUAUGUACAGAAUGGCACAGGGAAUGCAUAUGAAGAGGAAGCCAACAAGCAGUCAUGACAUGAAAUAGCCCUUUUAUUUUGAUUUGAUUUGAGCUACACACAUGCUUGUAUAUAGGUUUUAUCUCUGGUUGAAUCCUUUGGACAAUAGAUUAUACCUUAUUUUUCCCUUUCAUAGUCCAUUUUGUUUUCUGCCUCUCAGUACUAAGUGUGACCAUUCCUAUCUCAGAUCUUAAUAAAUAGAAAA